UUGGCGGAUUAGAUAUAGUUCUGUUCAAUUACUUGGAGAUCUAUUGUAUCGAAUAUCUGGGGUAUCUGGAAAAAUGACUACGGAAGCAGCAAGUGAAGAUGAUAAUUUUGGUACGGAACAUUCACAUACAGCUAUUAUUCACUUUUUGGGUGAUGAACGUAGAAAUAGAGUAUUGUCAGGACUCUACAUGGGACGUAGUGACGUUUUAUUGAUGGUGCGACAGGCUGCACUGCAUGUAUGGAAAGUGGUUGUGACAAAUACUCCGCGGACUCUGCGUGAGAUUCUACCAACACUGUUCGGCUUACUUAUUGGAUGUUUGGCAAGUACAAGUUACGAUAAGAGGCAAGUGGCAGCGCGAACAUUGGGGGAUUUGGUAAGGAAACUUGGGGAACGAGUUUUACCCGAAUUAAUUCCUAUUCUUGAAAAUGGUCUCAACUCUGAUCAUUCUGAUCAACGUCAAGGAGUCUGCAUUGGUUUGUCUGAAAUAAUGGGUUCUACAUCAAAUAAAAUGGUCCUUACAUUUAUAGACAGUUUAGUCCCUACAGUCCGAAAGGCUUUGUGUGAUCCCUUACCUGAAGUUCGAGAAGCAGCAGCAAAAACAUUUGAGUCCUUACAUAGCACAGUAGGAUCCCGGGCGUUGGAUGAAAUUCUGCCAUUCAUGCUGGAAGGUCUUUCAGAUCCCGACCCCAUAAUUGCUGAGAAUACUUUAGACGGCCUGAGACAGGUUAUGUCUAUUAAAUCAAAAGUGGUUUUGCCGUAUCUUGUGCCGCAACUAACAUCUCCACCAGUGAAUACAAAAGCAUUAUCUAUACUAGUAUCUGUCGCCGGAGAAGCAUUGAUCAAAUACUUGCCUAAAAUAUUAUCAGCAUUAUUAGAGGCCCUGUCAGACGCCUACGGGUAUUCCAAUGAAGCACAGGAGAACGAGUAUUACCAAACGGUUAUAUUAUCAGUAACAGAUGAAACUGGAAUUAGGACAAUAAUGGAUACAUUACUUAUUUCAGCGAAUUCUUCUGACCUAUGCACUCGAAAGUCUGCAGCAAGCUUACUAUCUGCUUUUUGUAUUCAUUCGCCCGGGAACUAUUCUCAAUACAUUUCUCACCUUUUAAGAUGUUUACUGAAGUUGUUGGUGGAAAAGGAUAAAGAUAUACUACAAAAAUCUUGGGAGGCCCUCAACGCUGUAAUUAAAGGCAUGAAUGCCGCGCAACAAAUAUCUCACGUAUCUGAUGUGGAACUGAAUGGAACAGAGCUUCCUGGUUUUUGCUUGCCAAAAGGAAUUACUCCGCUAUUACCUGUUUUUCGGGAAGCAAUUUUAAAUGGAUUACCAGAGGAAAAAGAAAACGCGGCACAAGGACUCGGUGAAGUUAUUUUUCUAACAAACGCACAAUCGUUGCAGCUUUCAGUAGUACACAUAACAGGUCCAUUAAUUCGAAUACUAGGUGACCGUUUUAACGCGGCGGUUAAGGCUGCAGUUUUGGAAACUUUGUCAAUUUUACUUCAUAAAGUUAAUGUUUUGUUAAAACAGUUUUUACCACAACUUCAGACCACCUUUCUUAAAGCAUUACAUGAUCAGAAUCGAAACGUGAGAUUGAAAGCUGGAAAAGCAUUGUCUGAGUUAGUGGCAAUUCAUUCUAGAGCAGAUCCAUUAUUUAAUGAAAUUCAUAAUGGAAUUAAAAACUCGGAUGAUUCUUCUGUUAGAGAGACAAUGCUUCAUGCACUUCGCAGUAUUGUGAGUCGAUCUGGAGACAAAAUGUCUGAUGCAAUAAAGAAACAAAUUUAUGUUACCUUAUUGAGUAUGAUCGGACAUCACGAAGACGCCACUCGAAGCGCGGUUGGAGGAUGCUUGGGAGCGAUACUAAAGCACAUAGCGUCUGGACAAGUCUAUGAUUUGUUUAAUAAUAUAAUACUGACGAAUAAUGCAGAUGAUCUUAUAGUAAAACAUGGGCACACAAUAGUAUUGUUUGUAGCCUUAAAAGAGUGCCCCAACGAAGUACUUUUUUCGAAUUUGCCUGAAAAGAUUACAUCAUAUGUUUUGAUCAAUAUUUUAUCAGAAAAAGUUCCAAUUGCUUGCAAUGCUGUUAGAGCUAGCACUUACCUUUUGGACUAUUACCUUGUCAAUAAAAAUGAACUUCCUUUAAAUGUGGUAGUUGCGUUAGCAAGAGCAAUGAAUCAUUCUAGCAACGAUGUCAAACAGCUUGUUGCAAAAAGUUGUACCCACCUUUCUAAAAGUUUGUCAGCAAAUCAAAGUAAUAUUGAUGUUUUGAAAUAUUUGGUGCCUAUGCUGGUAAAUGGAACUAAAGAAAAAAUGGUUAUGUGAAAUCAAAUUCAGAACUAGCAUUAAUUUCCAUUUUAAGAUUAAGAUCUGACGAUACGAUCUUUCUUAAAGUUUCAGAUCUAUUAGAAUCGGGUGCAAGAGACUCGUUAAAUGAAGUAGUUUCAAAAGUUUUAAAGCGCACAUCUCCGCAGUCUAUAAUAAUAAAAGAAGAAGAAUUGGAUGACACACUACCAACAUAACAAAUUUACUUUAAAACCGUUCCAAAAAUAUCUUGAACUCUCAAACAAAUUGCUUUAUUUAAUUUUUU
Molecule: messenger RNA, 2579 nt
Organism: Drosophila santomea
Lineage: Eukaryota; Metazoa; Arthropoda; Insecta; Diptera; Drosophilidae
Product: eIF-2-alpha kinase activator GCN1-like
Exons: 2
Coding region: 74-2314 (746 amino acids)
Biological process (GO): regulation of translation; cellular response to amino acid starvation
Cellular component (GO): cytosol
Molecular function (GO): protein binding; protein kinase regulator activity
Source: RefSeq, a predicted model, not a curated record